AUGACAACAUGUUUGCAAGUCAGUAAAAUAAAUGAUCAAACCCUACAUGAUUUGGUAGAAGAAUAUUUCACGACUGAAAAUUUUGGCGUACGGUCCACGCCAGCUGUAAAGAGUGAUGCGGAAAUUCGUGCUGAGAAUAUAUUAAAGGCGACUAUGUUACGAGUUGAUGGCAGAUUUCAAAUAGGUCUUCUGUGGAAACAUGAUGAAAUACGACUACCGGAUAAUUAUAAAAUGGCGGAACAGCGGUUUCUGGGCAUUGAACGAAAAUUUAAGAGGGAUAACGUUUUCGCAGCAGCAUACAAGUCAGUUAUUCAGAGCUAUUUGGAGAAAAACUACUGUCGUAAACUUACACAAGCUGAAGCUGCCAUAAAGGGACCACGGGUAUGGUAUCUCCCUCACUUCGCGGUUAAAAAUCCGAACAAGCAUGGGAAAAUUCGUUUAGUUUUCGACGCUGCCGCAGCCUUCAACAACGUAUCCUUAAACUCAUUUUUGCUCAAAGGUCCACAAGAUUACCAGCCUAUGCCAACAGUGCUAUACAAUUUUCGUAUUGGAGCCAUCGGAGUGUGUGGUGAUAUAAAAGAAAUGUUUCACCAGAUCUUAGUUAGACCCGAGGACAGAUGCGCGCAGAGAUUUUUAUGGAGGAAUAACCCCAACUGCGAAUUAGAAGUCUACGAGAUGCAAGUCAUGACCUUUGGUGCGGCAUGUUCUCCGUGCGCAGCCCAGUAUAUAAAGACUGUAAACGCAAUGGGGUAUAAAGAGAAAUUUCCUCGAGCUGUAGAGGCCAUUGUAAAGCAUCAUUACGUCGACGAUUUCGUGAACAGCUUUCCGUCAGUGGAAAAAGCAAUUGCCGUAACAACUCAGGUGCGCGAAAUUCAUAAAGCAGCUGGGUUGGAUAUGUGCGCAUUCAUUUCGAAUUCGGAUAUUGUGGUUAAAUCACUGCGAAACACGGCACAGCUAGAAGAUGCAACGGCAGAGAAGGUAUUGGGAAUGUAUUGGAAACCGGAAGAUGAUACAUUCCGCUACGAGUUGAAGUUCCACCGAGUUGAUGCUGACGUAGUGAGUGGAAACAGGCCGCCAACGAAACGAGAGUUGUGCAGUUACAUCAUGUCUAUUUUCGACCCCAUGGGAUUUUUGUGUCAGUUAACUGUCGGUGCGAAAUUAUUGUUGAGAGAGGUAUGGCAGGGAGGAGUGACUUGGGAUCAGCCAUUACCGGAAGAUAUGUACGAGUGUUGGAAAGUCUGGCAGAAAGAAGUUGAGAGAACAACAACUAUUCGAAUUCCUCGAUAUUAUUUUCAAGAAGGGCCGCCGAAAGAGUUACAAUUGCAUGUAUUUGUGGAUGCAAGCGAGGAAGCAUUCUCGGCGGUAUGCUAUUGGCGAUACAAGGAUGCCAGGGAGACCUUUAGAACUGCUUUAAUCGGCACAAAGACCAAAUGCGCUCCAAUAAAAUGCAUAACAAUUCCGAGAUUAGAGUUACAAGCCACCGUUUUAGGAGUACGCCUCUCUCAAAUGAUCUUGGAGGAACAUAAACUUGUCUGCACACGCAUUCUAUGGAGCGACUCAACGACAGUAAUUAGCUGGUUAAACUCGCAGCAUCGCCGUUAUAAACCGUUCGUCGCUCAUCGUAUCGCUGAAAUUCUGGCGGUGACUCGGCCAGGGGACUGGAACUGGGUACCAACCAACGAAAAUGUAGCCGAUGAAGCCACUCGACGAAGUAAAAAUUUAAACUUCAAUUCCACAUCGCGCUGGUUAAAUGGUCCUGAGUUCCUAUCGCUGGGGACAGACAGUUGGCCAAAGGCGCCUAUAAAGGCAAAUAAUGACUUAGUAUGCAGCGAAAUCUUGCCAGCGAAAAGAGUCUUACUAGUUGACCGUAUUAGUUUUAUCGAGUUUGACAGAUUUUCUUCCUAUAAUAAGUUGAAACGAACAGUAGCAUGGAUUUUAAGGUUUGUUGGCAGGACCCGUCGAAAAUUCACCGAUCAAAAGGAGUAUGGUUUAACUGCAACUGAACUGGACGCUGCUGAAAAAAUUAUGUGUCGUCAAAUACAAGCUACUAACUUUUCAGUGGAAAUCAAACUAUUGCGGGAGGGUCAACCGCUAGCUAAGGAUAGUCUAUUAUAUACAUUGCCUCCAUUCAUCGAUAACGAUCAAAUACUACGAGUAGGUGGGCGUAUACAAGCAGCCAGCUGGCUUCCAUUUGAUAGUUUACAUCAAAUAGUUCUGCCAACGAGGCACAAAUUAACACUGUUAAUCGUGACGCAAUAUCAUAUUCGGAUGAAGCACCACUAUACUGAGGCAACAAUUGGUGAGAUCAGACAGAAAUUUUGGAUUCCACAGCUGAGGUGA
Rhagoletis zephyria (snowberry fruit fly) is the source of this 2340-nucleotide messenger RNA. RefSeq lists its product as uncharacterized. Lineage: Eukaryota; Metazoa; Arthropoda; Insecta; Diptera; Tephritidae. The record is from RefSeq and is a predicted model, not a curated record.